CAAAAAAGAGAGAGCUCUGUUGACUUACAGCGGUCUGCAACGGCAGCACUGUGAAUGUCAUCGGAACAGAAAGGGGAGAGAGUGAUAGAGCAAGAAAGGGAGAGGAAAGAAGAGUGAACAAGAAGUAGAGAACAGAUCCCAGUAAGUAAAGGUUCCCCACCAUAGAGGAAGCCAUGCUGGUUACUGCGGUCACUGCGUGGCUUUGCGUCGUCUCUCAUGCCAUCCCGCUACCCAAUGCCGCUGAUGUCUUCGGCAUUGACGCUCCUCAAGUCAGGGAUGAGGAGUUCCUGUCUCCCCAUUUCGCGCUUUCUAGAAGCAAGCCGACCACCCAACCCUUGCCGGAUGCUGCCGAGGUGACAUUGGCCGUGUGCGACAGCACGAGCGCUUGGGUGGCGGACAAACAAACAGCUGUGGACAUCCGUGGCAGGAACGUGACGGUGCUCUCUGAGCUGCAGACGCCUCACGGCCGGCUGAAGCAGUACUUCUUCGAGACCAAGUGCACACCCAGAAGGGGAACUGCGGGCCGUUGCCGCGGGGUGGAUCGAAACUACUGGAUCUCUGAGUGCCAGACGACCCAGACCUAUGUGAGGGCCUUCACUAUGGAUUCCAAGAAGGCUGUUGCCUGGCGCUUUGUCAGGAUAGACGCAGGGUGUGCCUGCAAAAUACGACCGCAGCAGCAAGACGCAGUGGAAUAUGGCGGGCAGGAGACAUCAUAACAGGCUUUGCUGGGGCAGCGGGCAACCCUAGGAGGCCUUAGCCGGCCCAUAGGUCUUUGUGGAUGGGGGCCCAUAUAGCCUUCCCCUUCCCCUUUUGAAACGAAUAAACAAAUGGGGCCACACACACACCCCCAUCUGUGCCAAGCGGUAGCCAGA
Molecule: messenger RNA, 872 nt
Organism: Lacerta agilis (Sand lizard)
Lineage: Eukaryota; Metazoa; Chordata; Lepidosauria; Squamata; Lacertidae
Product: brain-derived neurotrophic factor-like
Exons: 2
Coding region: 174-716 (180 amino acids)
Biological process (GO): neuron projection morphogenesis; cell surface receptor protein tyrosine kinase signaling pathway; positive regulation of peptidyl-serine phosphorylation
Molecular function (GO): growth factor activity; nerve growth factor receptor binding
Source: RefSeq, a predicted model, not a curated record